Molecule: messenger RNA, 586 nt
Organism: Hermetia illucens (black soldier fly)
Lineage: Eukaryota; Metazoa; Arthropoda; Insecta; Diptera; Stratiomyidae
Product: turripeptide Ici9.2-like
Exons: 3
Coding region: 218-505 (95 amino acids)
Molecular function (GO): protein binding
Source: RefSeq, a predicted model, not a curated record
UUCAGUUCUUAAUAUUUAUUUUUAGUACUAACUGCGCGUCGCGAUAAUUCAACCCAUAACGUUUGAUUUGAUUGAAAUAUCUACAUACCAUUCCCAUAUUUGUUUAGAUAUUUUUCCGCAAUAAAUACUAGCAAUAAAGUUCACUUUAUAACUUUUUAAUUAUGAGCGUGUUGCUUGCCGAUGUAGAACCACCUACAUACUAGUAACAAAUGAGCGGAUGAUCAUCAGUCUUAGUAAUUCCUUCGAAUUAUCUACACCCGCUUGCUUAAGUGACGCGCUUCCAUUGAAAAUGAAUAUAUUGGCACUCAUUCUGUUUUCACUAGUUAUAGUAGGUGCUUUUUCGGCAAAGAAAGCCCCAUGUACGGAUCUAUGCACGCUCGAAGAUUGGCCGGUUUGUGGCAUGGAGGGUGCUCGGAAGCAAACCUUUCCCAAUUAUUGCGUUUUACAAAUGGAAAAUUGCCUAAAAGGAACGAACUUUCGAAAAAUUAAGGAUGGAGAGUGUUGAAACAAGAAGUGGAUUACCAAUUUCUCAGUUUCAACAUGUGAAGGGAAGAGUGUGACAAAAUUAAAAGGAUUAUAAACAAAA